AUGAGUCCUCCACUGCUGAAGCUUGGCGCUGUGCUUAGUACAAUGGCAAUGAUCUCAAACUGGAUGUCCCAAAUUCUCCCAUCCUUGGUAGGACUGAACACCACGAGGCUGUCGACGCCAGAUACCUUAACUCAGAUUAGUCCCAAAGAAGGGUGGCAAGUGUACAGCUCGGCACAGGAUCCUGAUGGGCGAUGCAUUUGCACAGUGGUUGCUCCAGAACAAAACCUGUGUUCCAGGGAUGCCAAGAGCAGGCAACUUCGUCAACUGCUGGAAAAGGUUCAGAACAUGUCUCAAUCUAUUGAAGUCUUAAACCUGAGAACUCAGAGAGAUUUCCAAUAUGUUUUAAAAAUGGAAACCCAAAUGAAAGGGCUAAAGGCCAAGUUUCGACAGAUUGAGGAUGAUCGGAAGACACUAAUGACCAAGCAUUUUCAAGAGUUAAAAGAGAAGAUGGAUGAGCUCCUGCCUUUGAUCCCUGUGCUGGAACAGUACAAAACAGAUGCCAAGUUAAUCACCCAGUUCAAGGAAGAAAUUCGGAAUCUAUCUGCCGUGCUCACUGGAAUUCAGGAGGAAAUCGGUGCCUAUGAUUAUGAGGAGCUCCAUCAAAGAGUGCUGAGCCUGGAAACCAGACUUCGUGACUGCAUGAAAAAGCUCACAUGUGGAAAAUUGAUGAAAAUCACAGGCCCAAUUACAGUCAAGACAUCUGGAACCCGAUUUGGUGCUUGGAUGACAGAUCCUUUAGCAUCUGAGAAAAAUAACAGAGUCUGGUACAUGGACAGUUAUACUAACAAUAAGAUUGUCCGUGAAUACAAAUCAAUUGCAGACUUUGUCAGUGGGGCUGAAUCAAGGACAUACAAUCUCCCUUUCAAGUGGGCAGGAACUAACCAUGUUGUCUACAACGGUUCACUCUAUUUUAACAAGUAUCAGAGUAAUAUCAUCAUCAAAUACAGCUUUGAUCUGGGGAGAGUGCUUGCCCAACGAAGCCUAGAGUAUGCUGGUUUUCACAACGUUUACCCCUACACCUGGGGUGGAUUCUCUGACAUCGAUCUAAUGGCUGAUGAAAUCGGGCUGUGGGCCAUAUAUGCAACCAACCAGAAUGCAGGCAAUAUUGUCAUCAGCCAGCUUAACCAAGAUACGUUGGAGGUGAUGAAGAGCUGGAACACCGGCUACCCCAAGAGAAGUGCAGGGGAAUCUUUCAUGAUCUGUGGGACACUGUAUGUCACCAACUCCCACUUAACUGGAGCCAAGGUGUACUAUUCCUAUUCCACCAAAACUUCCACUUAUGAGUACACAGAUAUUCCCUUCCAUAACCAAUACUUUCACAUAUCCAUGCUUGACUACAAUGCAAGAGAUAGAGCUCUUUAUGCCUGGAACAAUGGUCACCAGGUCCUAUUCAAUGUCACUCUUUUCCAUAUCAUUAAGACUGAGGAUGACACAUAA
Molecule: messenger RNA, 1437 nt
Organism: Lepus europaeus (European hare)
Lineage: Eukaryota; Metazoa; Chordata; Mammalia; Lagomorpha; Leporidae
Gene: OLFM3
Product: olfactomedin 3
Exons: 6
Coding region: 1-1437 (478 amino acids)
Biological process (GO): signal transduction
Source: RefSeq, a predicted model, not a curated record